AUGUCGCUGAGCCGCAGCCGCUCCAGCUCCGACAUCGCGCCGGGCCCGGCUCCCACUUCCUCCCCGCCGUGGCGUUUUGAAGCCGCUGCCGGUGCUGACGCAGGGCCCGAGGGCGCCGCGGUGUCCCCGUGCCCCCCGAGGGGACACCCCGCCCUGCCAGCGACAAGUUGGGGACCGGCGGGGAGGAAGGCGCGGGGCCCCGGCCGUGGUGGGGACAGCACCGGGCUGGCGGCGAGGGCAGCGGGGAAGGAUUUCCAGGGCGCGAUGGCUCAGGACAUGACCGAGAAGGAGCUGCUGAAGAUGGAGCUGGACCAGCUGAAGAAGGAGGUGAAGAACGAGAGGCAGAUGGUCUCCAAGACGGGCAAGGAGAUCAAGGAUUACAUCGAGUCCAUGGCGGGCGAGGACCCGCUGCUCAAGGGCGUGCCCGAGGACAAGAACCCCUUCAAGGAGAAGGGCGGCUGCACCAUCAGCUGAGACCCCCGGCACUCUCGGCUGCCCCCAGACCACAACCCAACCCCGGCGCAGAGGAAGGGCAGAAAAAGAAGAAAAAGGGAAAAAAAAGCAUGAAAAAAAAAAACCCCAACCCCAAGCGCCACCCCCGCUGCCGCAGCUGAGCUUUGGUUUCCCACCGGCCCCAAAAAAACCCCAAAUUUCUGCAUUUUCAGCAGCCUGAGUGGGCGGGGGAUGGGGGGAGCACCGAGCUCGGCUUUGUCCUUUAUCCCCAAAAUGCCAGAGCUGCAUUUCCCUCUGGAAAACCCCUGGGAAAUCAGCGCGGGGACGUUCCCGCCGCUCCCUUUGGGGAUUUUUUGGGGGUUUUUAUCCCAUUUAAUCUCGGGGAAAACUCUCCCCAAACCAGCCCGAGAUCAUCGAUCCCAAACGAGAGGCAGCAAUAAUUUGAAUUUUGGAGUCCCUCGGGGCGCUGUGCACAGCCCUCUCCCACUCCUCCCCUUCUCCCAGCCCGGUGAAAUCCCAGGAAAUCCCUCUGGAUCCCAGGAAAUCCCUCUGGAGCCCAAGGAAAUCCCUCUGGAUCCCACCCAGAGUGAUUUUCC
This is a messenger RNA of Serinus canaria (Common canary), 1049 nucleotides long. It is a transcript of the gene GNGT2, whose product is annotated as G protein subunit gamma transducin 2. The transcript is spliced from 3 exons. The record is from RefSeq and is a predicted model, not a curated record. Gene Ontology annotation, cellular component: heterotrimeric G-protein complex. NCBI's taxonomy places the organism in Eukaryota, Metazoa, Chordata, Aves, Passeriformes, Fringillidae. Gene Ontology annotation, biological process: G protein-coupled receptor signaling pathway. Gene Ontology annotation, molecular function: G-protein beta-subunit binding. The coding region runs from base 1 to 474 and encodes 157 amino acids.